This is a messenger RNA of Parasteatoda tepidariorum (common house spider), 2685 nucleotides long. It is a transcript of the gene ThrRS, whose product is annotated as threonine--tRNA ligase. Lineage: Eukaryota; Metazoa; Arthropoda; Arachnida; Araneae; Theridiidae. The record is from RefSeq and is a predicted model, not a curated record. Gene Ontology annotation, molecular function: ATP binding; threonine-tRNA ligase activity. Gene Ontology annotation, biological process: threonyl-tRNA aminoacylation. Gene Ontology annotation, cellular component: mitochondrion; cytoplasm.
GUACAGCAUUCAAGGCAGUGCAUUAAUUAUAAUAUUAUAUUCUAUCUCUGAAAAAUGACAGUUAAACUAAUACUCUGAAAAUAACGUUUCUUGCGCCAGUAGUAAGAUAAACCACAAAAUUAAGGUAAACUAGAAAACUUGCUUUUCUCUGCCACCGGGAAGAUAGGACUUUCUUUUUCUCCUGUGGAUUCCUAUUAUCUACGCAUUGAUCAAAACAAAUUCAAACUUUUUAGUUAACACCUCUAUUCAGUGGCAACAGGAAGAUUCUUUGCUUUCGUUGUUGUAGUUGUCGGCUGCUAUUUAUUAUGUCGGAAAACGUGGUUGAAGCUGUUUUUAAUAAAAUGAAUAUCGGCGAUCAAGAUAAGGCCUCCCAGCCAAAGCCCCAGAAAAUAAUUUCAGAGCUGAAACCUUGGCCUCAGUUUAUAGAAGAAAGAAUACAGAUGUGGGAUAAGCUGUAUGCAAAAUAUCAAGAAGAAUUAGCCAGUAAAACACCAGAGGAUAUUAAAAUAACAUUACCUGAUGGAAAAGUCGUUGAUGGACAGUCAUGGAGAACUACACCAUAUCAAGUAGCUCAAGGAAUUAGUCAAGGACUUGCAGAUAAUGUUGUGAUUGCCAAGGUCAAUAAUGAAUUGUGGGAUUUAGAUCGUCCUCUCGAGAAAGACUGCAAAUUGGAGUUGAAGAAAUUUGACAGUGAGGAAGGGAAGCAAGUUUUUUGGCAUUCAAGUGCCCACAUGAUGGGAGAAGCUAUGGAAAGAAUCUAUGGAGGGCAUCUCUGCUAUGGUCCUCCCAUAGAAUCAGGAUUCUACUAUGACAUGUAUACAGAUUGUAUUCCAGUCUCUAAAAAUGAAUAUCCGGUAAUAGAGAAUGUAGUUAAAUCAAUAACUAAAGAAAAGCAGCCUUUUAUAAGAUUAGAAGUAUCUAAGGAAGAUCUUUUAGAAAUGUUUAAGUACAACAAGUUUAAGGUUCGUAUUUUAAAUGAGAAAGUUAAAACUGCAUCCACAACUAUCUAUAGGUGUGGUCCAUUGAUUGAUUUAUGUAGGGGUCCCCAUGUGAGGCACACAGGAAAAGUGAAAGCAUUACAAAUUGUGAAGAAUUCUGCAACCUACUGGGAAGGUAAACAAGAUGCUGAAUCACUCCAGAGGGUCUAUGGAAUCUCAUUUCCUGAUAGCAAGCAGUUAAAAGAAUGGCAGAAAUUCCAAGAAGAAGCUGCCAAACGUGACCACAGAAAAAUUGGAAGGGAACAGGAGCUGUUUUUCUUUCAUGAACUCAGUCCGGGAAGCUGUUUUUUCCAACCAAGGGGUGCACAUAUUUAUAAUGAGCUUAUAGCUUUCAUUAGAGAAGAGUACAAAAAGAGAGGUUUUCAAGAAGUUGUGUCACCAAAUGUGUAUAACAGUAAACUCUGGGAAACUUCCGGGCACUGGCAACAUUAUUCAGAAAACAUGUUUUCCUUUGAAGUUGAAAAGCAAACCUUUGCAUUGAAGCCAAUGAAUUGCCCUGGACAUUGUCUCAUAUUUGACCACCGUCCACGUUCAUGGAGAGAAUUGCCACUAAGACUAGCUGACUUUGGCGUGUUGCAUCGAAAUGAGAUAUCUGGUGCUUUAACAGGACUGACAAGAGUUAGAAGGUUUCAGCAGGAUGAUGCACAUAUCUUUUGUGCUCCUGAGCAGAUUUCUUCUGAAAUCCAAUCUUGUCUUGAAUUUCUGAAACAUGUCUAUGAUGUGCUAGGAUUCACUUUUGAAUUGAAUUUGUCAACUAGACCUGAAAAUUAUCUUGGAGAUCUAGAAGUUUGGAAUGAUGCAGAAAAGCAAUUAACAGAAAGUUUAGAUGCUUUUGGUCAAUCAUGGACUUUAAAUCCUGGAGACGGUGCAUUUUAUGGCCCUAAAAUUGAUAUUACUAUAAAAGAUGCAUUGAAACGUUCGUUCCAGUGUGCAACAAUUCAGCUGGACUUCCAGCUACCAUUGCGAUUCAAUCUGCACUAUGACAGUGUAUCUGGUGAUAAAAGACCUGUGAUAAUCCACAGAGCUAUAUUGGGUUCUGUUGAAAGGGUAAUUGCUAUUUUGACUGAGAGUAAUGCUGGAAAAUGGCCUUUUUGGCUCUCACCUCGGCAAUCCAUUGUAGUUCCUGUUGGUGCUCCUUUUGAAGAAUAUGCUCGACAGGUUUCUUCUGAAAUCAGUAGUGCAGGCUUCAUUUGUGAAAUGGAUGUGGAUCAAGGAGAUACCAUGAACAAGAAAAUUCGAAAUGCUCAAAUUGCUCAAUACAAUUACAUUUUUGUUGUGGGUGAACGUGAAAAAACGUCCCAUACGGUCAAUGUGCGUACUAGAGAUAACGAGGUUCUGGGUGAAUUUAGCAUAUCUGAUGUCAUUUCAAAGUUCAAGAAACUCAAAGAGAAUCGUAUUCCGGAUUCUAAAGAACUUAAGUUUAAGGAACUUUAAACAAACUAAUUUUUUAAUCACAAUGAAUGGAAGCUUCAUCAUCCAAUUUAUUUAUCUUUGAAAACUCUUCAUCAUUCUUUUAUUUAUUGUAAAGGUUUCAUUUGUAAAUUUUUUGGUUAUUCGGUCAAGCUAUAAUGUAACUUUAUUUCUAUUUUUUUAUUUGCAACAACCACAAUCUACUAUUUAAAUCUAUAGAUUCUAUUUAAAUAAACACUAAACCGUAGUUUAAAUAAAGUUUUGAAGUUUGAAAGGC